Messenger RNA from Linepithema humile (Argentine ant), 1759 nucleotides. It is a transcript of the gene Pdi, whose product is annotated as protein disulfide isomerase. The record is from RefSeq and is a predicted model, not a curated record. Gene Ontology annotation, molecular function: protein disulfide isomerase activity. Gene Ontology annotation, cellular component: endoplasmic reticulum. Gene Ontology annotation, biological process: response to endoplasmic reticulum stress; protein folding. Lineage: Eukaryota; Metazoa; Arthropoda; Insecta; Hymenoptera; Formicidae.
GCGUUCGCUCAUUCAUCGCGUGCGUUCCUCGUGUGGAUGGUGUCUUCCUCGCCUUACCGUCCUCAUCACUGUCGUCGUCGUCGUCAGCGAGUCAGGUCGUAUUUUGACUCAACUAACCGAGAGAACCGAGUGGAGGAGACAGCGUUCCGUACGUCUCGUCGGGAAUCCUAGAGUGAGAGAGAGAGUGAGAGGGAUAUAUAUAUCCGAAAACAAUAUGAGAUCAGUCGGCGUAUUCUGUUUGGCGGCACUGUGCCUCGUCUCGACUUGUCACGGCAAGGUUGAGACCGACGAGGGUGUCCUGGUGGUUACGAAGGACAACUUCGACAGCGUCAUCCAGGACAACGAAUACGUGCUCCUCGAGUUCUAUGCUCCAUGGUGCGGACAUUGUAAGGCAUUGGCACCUGAGUAUGCUAAAGCAGCGAAGAAACUAGAGGAAGCCAAGUCGUCAAUCAAACUAGGCAAAGUAGACGCUACUGUUGAAACUCAGCUCGCUGAGAAGCAUGGAGUGAGAGGAUAUCCCACUCUCAAGUUCUACCGCAAAGGAAGUCCGAUCGAGUACACUGGUGGUCGCCAGGUCGAUGACAUUGUCAACUGGCUGAACAAAAAGACUGGACCGGCUGCCAAAGACCUGCCGACAGUCGAUGAAGCCAAGGAGUUUAUCGAGGCGCACAAUGUCGCCAUUGUUGGAUUCUUCAAGGAUGUUGACAGUGAAGCUGCCAAGAUAUUCUUGGAAGUCGGCCACAUCGUGGACGAUCAUGUAUUUGGUAUUACAAGCAGUGAUGAAGUGCUUAAAGAAUACGAAGUUGAAGACGGAAAGAUUGUGUUAUUCAAGAAGUUUGACGAAGGCAAGGCUGUCCACGAUGGAGAAAUUAGCGUCAAAGAUGUGCAGAACUUUAUCACUGUAAACGCGUUGCCUCUGGCUGUCGAAUUCAACCAAGACACAGCACAGAAGAUCUUCAGCGGAGACAUCAAAAGCCACUUGUUAAUUUUCUUGAGCAAAGACGCCGGUCACUACGAAAAGUAUAUCGAUGGAAUUCAAGAGCCGGCGAAGAAAUACCGUGGCAAGGUGCUGUUCGUGACGAUCGACUGCGACGAGUCCGAUCACGAGCGCAUCCUGGAGUUCUUCGGCCUGAAAAAGGAUGAAGUGCCAGCUAUGCGACUCAUCAUGCUCGAACACGACAUGGCCAAGUACAAGCCCGAUAAUCCAGAGAUCAGCGCCGAGAAUAUUAUGGAAUUCGUCACCGCCUUUGUGGAGGGCAAGCUGAAGCGGCACCUGCUCACGCAGGACUUGCCCGAGGAUUGGGACAAGAGCCCGGUCAAGGUCCUCGUCGGCACGAAUUUCCACGAAGUCGCCCACGACAAGGAGAAGGACGUUCUCGUUGAAUUCUACGCACCUUGGUGCGGCCAUUGCCAGCAGCUCGCGCCCAUUUACGAGCAGCUUGGCGAGAAGUACAAGGACAACGACAAGCUGGUCAUCGCAAAGAUGGACGCCACCGCUAACGAGCUGGAGGAUGUGAGGGUCACCAGUUUCCCCACACUUACGCUUUACAAGAAAGAGACGAAUCAGGCUGUGGAAUAUAAUGGUGAAAGGACGCUCGACGGUCUCUCCAAGUUUAUUGAAACUGGCGGAGAGUACGGCCAAGCUGCAGAAGAGGCUCAGGAGGAGGACGAAGACGACGAUGUGCCAAGGAAGGACGAGUUGUAAACGCACAUAAUCAUUAUUGUAAGGAGUAAAAACAACAUUGACUCGCCUCUUGUA